GAUAUCGAACUCGACCGGAUCUACCGGCAGCAACGUGCUUCGUUAGAGCGCCGGAGGAACCGGGAACGCUUGGCAAGUGCCACACAGCCAGGAUUCUGGACCACGCUCUUCACCUCGUGCGCCAUUGUGACCCUCGUUUUCUGCAUGAUGUUAACUGCUGCUGUUGCCCUGUUCUAUUGGAGGCCCGAUCUGCGCGAGCACCGUCUCGUCCGCGGCAUCAUCCGUCGGUUAAACCGUCUAGAGGACCGCUUCAUCAACUGGCUCGCCGAACGUGGUCUGUGGUUCACCAACAACACACGGCGUCCACGACCUCGUGUGAGCUCUGCAGAAAUCCAGAAGCUGCAGAAGGAGACCUUCGAUCCUCGGCGCAACGAACGGUGA
Messenger RNA from Symbiodinium necroappetens, 381 nucleotides. Lineage: Eukaryota; Dinophyceae; Suessiales; Symbiodiniaceae. The record is from the annotation of a GenBank genome assembly.